AUGAAAAAAUUAAGAACUGCCUUUCUAAAAGAUGGAACAAUAACAGCAGCAAAUGCAUCAAAAAUUAAUGAUGGUGCAGCUGCUUGUUUAUUAACCCUUUACCCUCCCUUGGUCGCUGGAGUGACCAUUUGGUUAAUGACACGUCAAGCUGCUGAUGGACUUGGUUGUAAACCAAUAGCUCGACUCAUUGCUUUUGCUGAUGCUGCAACAGCUCCAGUUGAUUUCAGUAUAGCACCUGCUUUGGCCGUUCCAAAGCUUUUAAAGCUUGCCAAAGUUGAUAAAAAUGAUAUUGCAUUAUGGGAAUUUAAUGAGACAUUUAGUUCUGUUGCUUUAGCUAAUGCUAAAAUACUUGGUCUUAGUAUUGAUAAAAUGAAUAUAGAUGGUGGUGCCGUUGCACUUGGACAUCCAAUUGGCAUGUUUGGUGCAAGAAUUGUCGUGCAUUUAUGUCAUAGUUUAAAGUCUGGUCAAAAAGGUGUUGCUGAUGUAUGUAAUGGUGGUGGUGGUGCAUCAAGUAUUUUAAUUGAAAAACUUUAA
Molecule: messenger RNA, 534 nt
Organism: Rotaria sp. Silwood1
Lineage: Eukaryota; Metazoa; Rotifera; Eurotatoria; Philodinida; Philodinidae
Source: the annotation of a GenBank genome assembly